GCGCCAAUGAGGCAGUUGACGAGCGGCCAUGACGACGACGACGACCAUCAUGACGGUCCGCGGGCCCAUCGAUGUUAGCGGCGUCUUGCCCGGCGGGAUCCUCGCCUGCCAGCGGGUGCUGCAGAAGCUACCAGCACACGACGCGGACGUGGCGAUCGCGCCCGAAGACCUCAUGCGCCUGCGCGAGCACCCGCUCGAGAAGCACAACGCGUGCCUGGUCAGCGAGGACAAGGCCUUUCGCGAGCUGGAGGCGCUGCGACGCUUUGGCUGCAACACGAUCGUCGAUCUGCAGCCUAAAGCGCUGCGGGAUCCGCGCCGCUUGCAGUCGCUUGCGCAGCGCCUGGACAUGCACAUUAUGGCGUCGACCUCGAUCGAUGCCACGCAGGACGCCUCCGUCGACGCCACUGCCAAGGCGCUGACACUCGACCUCCAGUUUGGCAUGGACGACACGUCCAUCCAAGCCAGCGUCAUCUACCAUGUUGUCGACGUCCGAAACGUGCAUUCCGGGCACUGGGCAGCCGUCGCACAGGCGCAGUUGGCCACGUCAGCGGCCGUGUAUCUGGAGCUUCACCCGUUCCCGGUGACCGGCUACGAAGCGAACGUGCUGGCGCUGCUCACGUCGUACACGGGCCGUCGCGACAAGCUCGUGCUCUGUCACUGUGACUUGUUGUCGCUGCCUAUGCUCACGCAGCUCGCAGCGCAGCAGAUCGUGUUGAGCUUUGACCUCCCGGGGCUCGAGGCUGUGACCGAGGUGCUGCCCUUUGCGACGCUGCCGCCAAACGCGUACGUGCCCCGCGACCGCGAGGUUGCGGCCUCUCUCCAAGCGCUGCUCGUCGCCGUGCCGACGGCCAAACUCCUCGUCAACAGCACAUUGCACUUCAAGACGCAGUACACUCGCUACGGUGGCGGUGGGUACACCCACGUCUGGACGAGCUUCGCCGCCCGAGCGCUGGGUACCGCCGACGUCCGCGCUCGGGUUCUGCUGCACGAACCGCUGGCACUGCUCGCCGGCUACGUUCCGCCGCCGUGUGCGGACAUCCCAAAAGACUACAUUCACUGCUCCAUCUGCUCUACAGCGUUCGAGCCGAUCGUUGGCGAGUACUUUACCAAGUUUGACUACGUCUACUGUUCCGCCAAGUGCCUCCGGAAGCACCGCAUCGCCGGCUUUGCGCCGCCAAGUCGGUAGUCGCUGCUAUAAUUGUACUGUGGGCAACAGAAGGACCGCGUUCGCUUGCUCG
Messenger RNA from Saprolegnia diclina VS20, 1238 nucleotides. RefSeq lists its product as hypothetical. Gene Ontology annotation, molecular function: zinc ion binding. Bases 29 to 1186 code for a protein of 385 amino acids. Gene Ontology annotation, biological process: catabolic process. The record is from RefSeq and is a predicted model, not a curated record. Lineage: Eukaryota; Oomycota; Saprolegniomycetes; Saprolegniales; Saprolegniaceae. The transcript is spliced from 3 exons.